Molecule: messenger RNA, 3719 nt
Organism: Chlamydomonas reinhardtii
Lineage: Eukaryota; Viridiplantae; Chlorophyta; Chlorophyceae; Chlamydomonadales; Chlamydomonadaceae
Exons: 17
Coding region: 461-2659 (732 amino acids)
Molecular function (GO): N-acetylglucosamine-6-sulfatase activity; glycosaminoglycan binding
Source: RefSeq, a predicted model, not a curated record
GGUUCCCGCGUCGCUGCAAAGAAAAAGACAAGCACGGAGCACUGUCGCGGUAGUUACACGAACUUGUUAUGAUAAGAGGACGAAAUAGCGUUCUGUAGCGCUGAGUAUACCUUUUCGCAUUCUUCGUGCAUUUUGCUAAAUCUGCUCACUCCCGCCAGCGGCGUACACUAUGCAUAAGCUGCUACAUACUGUAUAUGUAUCUGAGCGGACCUAUAGCGCGCUUCAUUUAGCCAACACUCAGUUGUUUGUCACUCACGCGGAGAUUGCUGAGCUUGGGUAAUAAACUGCAUAUACGCGCUGAUAGCUAAUAUCUAUACUUACAGCACCUUGCGGGCACGCGGGCGCGCGGGCGGGCGCAGCGGCUCCGAUGCAUAGACAGUUCGCUGUUCCUAAGCGUCACUAACUCCAAGGCAGCGGUUCUUGUGUAGGAAGGAGGUGCCGCAAGCAACGCAUGGCGCACAUGUGGGCCCCUGGGUUACAGAAGCGGGGCAGCCGUAGUCGAUGGAUGACAUCUUUCCUCCUGGUGUUCGUGCUGAUGGUUGCUUCGCCCGCGUGCGCGCACGCACGGAAAAACGCUGGGAAGGGAAAGCGGGGGCCAGCGCCCUCCAAGGCGACCUCCGGUGCCGCCGACACGCGCUGCAGGAGCGGGCCAGGGAGCAAGUCCCGGUGCCCGCCCGCGCCGCCCGCGCCACCAGGGCCGCUGAGCGGCCUUCCGCUGAGUGGCGCCUCACCGCCUAACUUUGUCGUGGUGGUGACGGACGACCAGGAUGAGGUGCUGGGCUCGGCCGACCCCGCCUACAUGCCCGCCCUGCACCGCCUCAUCGGGGCCAGCGGCAGCCGCUUCGCAAACACGCUGGUCUCCACCAGCGUGUGCUGCCCGGCGCGCGUGUCGCUGCUGACGGGCCGCCUGAGCCACUGCAGCAACGUCACCGCCAACUGGUACCCUGCAGGCGCCUUUGGCAAGUUCGCGCGCAGCGGCCUGGACGGCGACUGGCUGCCGGGCUGGCUGCAGGCGGCGGGCUACCACACCGUGCUGGUCGGCAAGUUCCUGAACAGCUUCGGGGUGCCUCUGCCCGCCGGCGUCGUCUGCCCCCGCGGCUGGGACAGCUUCGAAGCGCUGACCACCGGCACCUACGCGCUGUACAACUCCACCUUCUCGCUCAACUGCGGCCCCAGCACGCCGCCGCUGAGUGGGCAGUACCAGACCGACCUCAUCCGAGACAAGGCGCUGGCGUACAUAGACACCGCUGUGGCCGCGCGCAAGCCGCUGUACCUGCACCUCACGCCCGCCACGCCGCACAAGGACAACAACGGCGAGGGCUGGGUGCCGCCGCCGCCCGCGGCGCGGCACGCGGGCCUGUACCCGGGCCUGCAGCUGCCUGCCAACCCCACGCUGCGCACGCCCAACCCGCUGAUCCCAGACACCCGCAUCGACAUGACCAAGGCCCAGUCGGUGCAGCAGAUGACGGACCUGUACGUGGCGCGGCUGCGGGCGCUGCGGGCCGUGGACGAGAUGCUGGAGGCGCUGGUCAACCGACUGGAGGCUCGUGGCAUUCUGAAUAACACCUACAUCAUCUUCACAUCCGACAACGGGCUGCACAUGGGGCAACACUCGCUGCUGGACGGCAAGGGCACCAACCUGGAGGAAGACAACCGCGUGCCGCUGUUCAUCCGGGGUCCGGGCGUGGAGGCGGGCGUGGUCAGCCCCUACCAGGCGAACCUCAUCGACAUCCCAGCCACCAUCUUGGCGCUGGCGGGCCUGCCCCAGCCCCGCGGCCUUGACGGCCUGCCGCUGCCGCUGCCCGGCCUCACCACUGACCUGUAUGACCAGGCCCUGCGCGCAGCAGUGGCCACAACCACCAGUGCGCCUGCGUCCCUCACGUACCCAAGCAGCGGUGUGAGGGCCGCGGCGGCUGGCAGCAACAGCAGCGUGGCUGCCGGGUCCAAGCUGUCGCCGCCGCCCAUUUGGCGCCGCGAGAGUGUCAUCCUGGAGGCGUGGGACUCGGACUCCAAGGCCGGCUACUUCCCCGGCAUCACAUUCAAGGCGCUGCGCCUGUGCUCCACCCUACGACCCAACUUCACAGCGGCGCAGCAGAAGCUGGCGGCGGCGGGCACCAGCGUCCCGCCCGCGCUCAUGGUGCCGCAGCCGGCCGACGCCGCCCGCCAGGGCCCGCCCGUGUACUGCCUGAAGUACUCGGUCUGGUGCAAGGGCAACCGCCGCGAGCUGUACGACCUCUCCACUGACCCGUACGAGCAGACCAACCUGGCGGCGGAGGCGCCGGCGGCGCUGCUGUCGCGGCUGGACGCCGUGCUGAGUGUGCUGGUGCACUGCAAGGGCGCGGACUGCGCACACCCCUACGGCUUGCUGCACCCGGCCGGCGACGUGCUCACGUUUGAGCAGGCCAUGGCCCCGGCGCACGACUCGCUGUACGCGUCCCUGCCCCGCUUCGCCUUCGCCAGCUGCUACCCGCUCUACCUGCCAGCCAACGAGCGCACGUUCACACUGGGCGCGGGGCCGCGCUGGCCCGGCAACGCCAGCUGGGAGAGCACCGGCAUCACGUGGCCGCUCCCGGGGGGCGCACGGGGGCUCACACUGCGGCAGGGGGGAGGUGGAGGAGCAGGAGGAGGCGGUGGUGCGGGAGGAAAUGCUGGUGAUUGAGCGGCGAGGUAAGCAGGGUCACGAGAACCAGGUCCAGGCGCGGGACGGGCAGGUGUGGCUGGGUUGCCGCGCUCACGAAGACGUUAUGCCAGGGGAGAUGGGUGCCUUAUUGAAGAAAUUGAAGACAUGUGUGGGGGGCGACGCGCAUGGGCUACUAUAAUACGAGGACAUCUAUGGAGGGUAAUGGAGUAGGAUCAACAAAACCCAAACAUGCCAAACCAAAUGUCAGGGAGCGUGGGGAGCGCCGCAUGGCCAGGCAGCUGCAUUAAAGAUGCACCAGGUUUGCCACAAUGAUCUUGACCGCGGCCUCGUGCCAUAUGUUGCUGGUUCGUAUGCCGCCGUUAAUGCUUGGUGCUCGCGCACGUGCAUCAUAUGUGAACUUCCGUGCAUGCGGUUUAUGCUAUGUGAAGCUGCAUGUUAUGAAUGUGGGCCCGGAACCAUUCAUUCAGAGCUCGAGAGCAGUUGGUUUAUGGAGCAUAACUGCUAGCAAAUGCCGAAGACGUUGCUAACAGGCUUGCAUGCCCUCAUGAUUGGAUGCUGCUAGAGAUGUGCGCACAUUCCUGCAUAGAGAAGCAGGGGGCUAGGGUGAGAGAGGUGCUUACAGUGUUGGCACGGGACCAUGGACUCAGCCUAGAAGUGUAUACGAUGUUAGCCAUGGUGCAAGCAUUCCACGGCACGGCACGGCACGGCGGCUACGCAAAGUGAUUAAACUAGGCCGGAGGCGGGUGUCCAGGUUUGGGUACCGGUAUAGAAGAUAAGCGGUUGAACGUUGCGUGAAAGGCCGGCGUGACUGUGAAUGGGCACACGCAGAAGGCUACCUAAUCCCAGAACCCCGGGUAAGCCGAUGAUGCGGUUGCCAGAUGUGUCUCUCGUCGUUCACCCUUUCAUGCCAUCCAACCUGGUCUAACCUGAUCCAACCACCGCGCAUACCGGUUUUCCGGUCGCCGUUCGUUCAUGGACACAUGCAUCCUACAUUACAGUGUCGGCCCUCCCCUGGUGUUAAGCACCUUAUCCUGGCUCGUGAUCUGGCUGGCCUGUUCAGUCCUCUUGGCCAUAGCCG